UUCAACUUACAAGCAUGGUGUAAUAAUUUCCUAUAAAUACCUGCUAUCUGGUGGAGUUGUAGCUAACAAUUAUGGCCACUGCCAAGGCAAUUCUCACAGCACUUUUGCUGUCUCUGUUUGUUCUGCAGUUUGUUCAGGCUCAUGAGAUAAUGACGAAUGUUGAUGGUGGCAGGCGUUCGCUUCUCCAGAAAAUAGAUUGUCAAGGGAAAUGCGCGUACAGAUGCCACUUAUCAUCGAGGCCAAAUUUGUGCAAUAGAGCGUGUGGAACAUGCUGUGCGCGCUGUAACUGUGUUCCUCCGGGCACUGCUGGGAAUGAGGAUGUCUGCCCAUGUUAUGCUCAUCUGACUACUCAUGGUGGCAGACACAAGUGCCCUUGAUUCAGAUAAACAUAUGAAUAAAACUAUCUUAUAAGCUGUACAAGGAAGUGGAAGCUUCCCAUGAAUAUGAGUAUCUUAGCGUUUAUGUAGUACAAUAAUGCUUCAGUUCUUGGUGGUGGAAGAUCAUAUGUUCUGUCAACUUAAAUUGAUGCUAAACCCUAAAGAAUGCUUUCGUGUUUCAUCAGAUCUUCGAUCUGCUCAUGCUUUUGUUAAAAAUGAUCACAACGACCAAUUCCAACGUC
Molecule: messenger RNA, 619 nt
Organism: Daucus carota subsp. sativus
Lineage: Eukaryota; Viridiplantae; Streptophyta; Magnoliopsida; Apiales; Apiaceae
Product: gibberellin-regulated protein 11
Exons: 3
Coding region: 72-377 (101 amino acids)
Source: RefSeq, a predicted model, not a curated record